Messenger RNA from Paramecium octaurelia, 1138 nucleotides. NCBI's taxonomy places the organism in Eukaryota, Ciliophora, Oligohymenophorea, Peniculida, Parameciidae. The record is from the annotation of a GenBank genome assembly.
AUGACUCAAUCUAUGUUAAAUUUGAAUAAGGAAGUCGAAGGUUUGUUCUGCUCAGAUCUCAUCUUUACAAAUAAUCUUAUUCCUCAAUUAAAUAUCAAUAUAAUGAUCGUAAAUACACAAGGGACUUUAAUUUUGUCUAAUUAUAAAAAUGACAUUGUUUCUAAUUCAUCUCUAUUGAUAAACUUUUAUGAUGAAGAAAUCACUGGAUUUACAACUGAUGAUUGGAUUUCUAUUCUCAAUUAUUAUUACACUAAAUAAACAAACUCUACUUGUAAUUAUGAGUACUUUCAAAUCCCGUGUAGAUUCAAUAGCAUCUACAAUAAAGAAUUUGUAAUCUAAAUCAUCAAAUUAUAGAAUAUUGAUUAUUUCCUCAUACUCUUUUAUGACAUUUAGAUUGAAUAAGAAAUUGAAUUUAAUAUCAAACAUCUACUACACAUAAUACAUUAAAAUUUGAACAAAAAUAUAUUAGUAACUAUUUUAGCCUCAAUAGGAAUAAUUUUAUUGCAAAUAAUUAUAAUCUAUAUAAUCUUUUUGCCUAUGUACAAGGUUAUAAGAUAAUCACUGUUCUUUCUAAAAAAAUAAUAAAAAAAAUCCAAUUAAUGCAGACCUUAGAAUCUAUUACAAAAAACAAAUUUAUUUUAGGAUAUACUUAUUAAUAAAAUCAGACCUAAUUAAAAUUGUCAAGAGAGCAGUAUAAAUAAGCAAUUAUUUAAUAGAUAACGCACUUAUGUAAUUUAAAUUGAGGUUUAAUACUUUAUUUGAUACAGUGCUUGCCUAAAGAAUGACUAUCAAUCCUUAAUGUCAAAUAAUUCAGUAAUUUAAGUAUCCUCAAAAAGUUGUUUAUAAUUAUUACGAAUAAUAGUCGGCCAGUCCAAAAGUUACUUUUCAAAAAGCUGCUUUAAUUUUAAUGUUGCAUUAUGAGUAUAAAAAAUAACUAUUAUUUUUUAUCUUAAAAGAUGUUUAUUUUUUAAUAUGUAUUUCAGGUCGUUAUGAGCAUAGUAUAAUAAAAGAAUUCAAAAUAGGCUCUUCUUUCUUCCAAAAACUAAUAUAGUUAAGAUUAAAAGUUUAUAUUUAGUUGAAACAAUUAACUUAUUUUUUUUCAUAAUACUAUUUUUUCUAUUAAAAUUGUUAUUUAUGA